Pristis pectinata (smalltooth sawfish) is the source of this 1815-nucleotide messenger RNA. RefSeq lists its product as uncharacterized. The record is from RefSeq and is a predicted model, not a curated record. The transcript is spliced from 7 exons. Bases 161 to 1177 code for a protein of 338 amino acids. Lineage: Eukaryota; Metazoa; Chordata; Chondrichthyes; Rhinopristiformes; Pristidae.
CAAAUGCAUAAAAAUAUUCGACCUGAACUGGAAAGUGGAGUGGGAACCAGAUGUAAAUUAACGAAGAAAGCAGUGAUCACCCGAUCUCAAUGGCAGGUGGAAAUCAACAAAACAAUACAUUUCUUCGGUAUAAAUCUUACAGAACAAGUCUUUGGAAAAUAUGGUGUGUUCAAAAUCCAUCAACUGGGCUCAUCAAUCUACUGCUGAAAAGCCAUACAUGUGUGUAUCUACAAACUCCUGUGCAGCCACUGAAAAUCACAUAACACUGACAGUUCUGAUCCUUCCUUUUAGUGCAAAGCAUCAGAGUGGUUUAAAAGAUCAACUUGUGACAACAUGCAGAAAUGCUAAGGGUGGCCUUGCAGAAAAUAUUGUGUGGAUUCCAUCAAAAAUAAGUGGAAAGCAUAUGACUAAACAGCAAAAUGCAAGCAGGACUUUUGCUAGAAACUGCAAGUCAACACAGUGUAGCAAUAAUUUGGAGAAUGUAACCUGCCUAAUAAGUCAUCCAACAAUUUUUACACCUUUGGAACUGUUUGUAAGAUGUCCUUUCAGAAUCAGAAUUAAAAGCAACAGUCACAGUGUUAAGGGGAGGAAAAACAAAUUUACCUUCAACACCAAGGACAGUGAGGGAAUCAUUCAGGUUGAAAUAACAGGAUUUGUGAAGAAAGUUGACUUAAACUGUUCAAAACAAAAUGGAUCACUUCCUGAAGGCAUUGAACUGAUUAAAAAUAACCUCACAUUCAAAGGACCUAUGAAGGAAAGCUAUGCUGGCACGUAUGUGUGUGUGGCAUCCAAUCAACAAUGGAAGUUGUCGGCAGAGUGCGAGGUUGAGAUUACUUUGGAAGAAAAUCAUUGGUUUCCUACAAGAGCUGUAUUGAUAGCAUUAUGUAUGCUCUUCGCAGGAAGUGCCUGCUUUUGCUGUAUUUUGAGGUGGCAUAGAAGAAAGCAACUGGUAGUUAUUCCCCAGCAAUAUUCAGUUCAAAACUUUGGAUACCAAACCACCACAGAAGACUCUCACUGCAUUAAAAGCCAACAAGAUCCUGGAAUUGGUGCAGGCUCUGUUUGUACACCAGUGAAUUCCCAAAAGAACAUUGAAUCUACAGAUGGUGUUGAUCAUUCAGCUGCUUCUAAAGAAAAUGUCAAAAUGUCCAAAACUUCAAUGCGGAACGUUACAUGUUAAGUUUGUAAUGAUUAUGAGCUUGUAGUUUAUAGCAUGCAAUUAAUUCCAUUUAGUGGCUUCUGCAUUGUUAGAUGGGAGUAGUGGAUGGUGAGUGGUGCUUGGCUGGUGGGUGGCACCAUGAAUAUGUUUUCCCAUUUUCUAUCACCAUUAACAUUUUAAAGAUGCACAGGCAUGCAUUUAAUAUAUGCAUUUAAUUUACAAAUUAACUAUACCCCACCAAAGAUGGUCAAAAUGAAAUUCUUUUGUGCACGGCUAAUUCCAUUUCUUCAAACAUAAGAAAACAUUCACAGUUUGCUUGGGUUUAUGUCAGUCCCAAAUUAAGGGGAAUAAUGUACCCAAUAGAAGAUGAAGGAAAUUUGUAGCAGCCAGUUUCAAAUUUGUCUAUGAAGUUAUAUUAUCCUGUGACCCUUUUUGACCUGAUUCUUUUGUGGCUUGGAACAUCAACAAGGCCAGAAAAAUACUCAUCUUUGACUGUUUAAAUUAUUUAGAGCUUUUUAUUACUGGAGUAACCCAAGUCAGACAGGGAUAUUGUAUUAGUCUGUCAAUUACAAAUGCUGUUUUGUAAUUGUCCCAUGGAAACUCUGUAGCUUAACUAAGCAUGUAGUUUAGAUUAGUUUAACUUAAAAUGAAAAAUUAAA